Molecule: messenger RNA, 1299 nt
Organism: Stylophora pistillata
Lineage: Eukaryota; Metazoa; Cnidaria; Anthozoa; Scleractinia; Pocilloporidae
Source: RefSeq, a predicted model, not a curated record
CAAAUCGAGGAGAUCUGGGAUCCAUUAUGGCGGAAAAGACGUCGAUCGACGAACUUGAGGAUAGUAUUAUGACAGAGAAAAAGGAUGAUUUUCUCCGAAUAUCUGGAGAUAGUGAUUUCCAGGGUCGUAGCAAUUCUAUCUUUGGAUGUCUAGACAAGCUUGAACCUCAACAAAAGGCUGAUGAUGGUGAACCCGAGUGCAAACCUCAAGGCGCUCGUCCGCCAAGGCGAGUACCAGACCAUAUUUUACACCCUCAAAAAUGGACGAAGUAUAGUCUGGAGGAAGAUGGAAGUGAAAGGAUUCAAGGAAUUUCUGGCGAUGCAUUAAAUAGACAGGCUGCUCUCUCCUUUAUGGACGAGAUACGCAAAAGGAAAGAAGAUGCUCCCAAAGAAAAUUCAGAAUCCUAUGUAGAGAUGACUGAGAAACAUGUGUUUUCGAAAACAGCCAUCAAGCAUAAAAUGGAAAUCGAUGAAAUACCUUCCCGCUCACAAAGUGUGGAGGGUGUGAACAUUAUGGCGGAAUAUGUAGUUGGACGAUCUCGGGCUAAAGCUCCCAAAACACAGCUGUCUUCAGCUGAAAAAGGAUUUCGGUCUGCUGGGAAUUCGGUUGAACUUGAUCACCUGCAAAACCAGGAAGUUUCUGACUAUUCCUUAGAGAAAACAAAACAGGUCUCCGAUUCUGCAACAGGAGAAAAACAAGAAGCAUCCUUUACUAAAAGAAAGAUCAAGGGUCGCAAGGGAUUGCGUGAACGAAAAGGAACAGAUGAUGAAGAAUGAUUCGUUCAUCUAGUCAUAUAUAAAUGCAUAUGUAUAAAGCGUCACUUUGAAACAGGAACGUACCAUUUAAUAGUCAUUGGGUUAGUAUUUCCAUGGGAUCAAAGGAUCUUAGGUUGUUCAUAAUAUAAGAUGGCAAAGCCAGCAAAAGGAAUUAACCCUCUGUCAUUGUUGAACCAUUGGCAUGUAGUCAAUUUAAGUCAAUUUAUUUCCCAGAAUCCUCAUAAAUAUCAACUUAUCAACCUUUUUACACAAUCAGAAGGUUAGGAAAACCACAGAAAUUUCUAAUUGACGAAGUGAAAGAAGUUCAUUCCAAUCCGAUUCUAGGUUAUAUAUCUAUUUGAGUUUUCAAAACAUAAUUUGUGAUACAGAGAUUAAAUUCAAUGGCCCUUGAUAAGCAGACAGCUUAGGGGCUAAAGAUAUUUGACAUAGCAAGGACAAAAGAUGAGACUAGAUAUAAUUUUGUGUUUGUUGAAAGAAACUUCUACCUGAGCCAGGUACCAUUAAAUGUAAUCUAAUCACUGCA